AUUUAAACACAACUCAAACAGGAAGGCAGCUGAAGACAGUGUUAACUCUCUCGUGCUCAGUGCAAGUUCGCAAGCUCAAGUGAAAUUUUUUCACCCCGAAAUUUUCACCUAAUAUAAUCGUGUUAAUAAUCGCGUUAACAAUAGAGAAUAUUUAUUUUUAUUUUUUUAUUUUUAUUCCUAGCAUCAAACAACAUUCUAAGAGACCAUUUUUUUAUCACUAAUUUGUGAAAAAUUUGAAGAACUAUAUUUGAUAAUUCUACACUUAUAAUAAUCGAGAGAGAGGGUAGCCUGAAUACUAUGGACAUCAGAUUCAUAUUACUCGUACUGACUAUUGUCGGUCUGAUGGCGGCCGGCGUCAGUUCUAGAAUCGGAUCCUUUGCUAGGAUUGCACAGUUUAUUUUAGCGGCCGCGGUUAUUCCACUGAUAUAUCGGUUUCAUCGAAAAAUCUACAUCAUCAUCAGAACUCUACCAAGGGAUAUCAAAUUUCUUUAUCGUUAUGCUAAUGCCGCCCUGGAAACAAGACGUUUUGUUCAAAAUGAUAGUACGGUGAUGAAAAUUUUUAGAGAAAGGGCACGACUUUAUCCAAAUAAGCCCUGUUUUAUUUUCGAAGGUCGCAUUUGGACUAAUGCCGAUAUAGAUAAAUACAGUAAUCAAAUAGCGUCAGUUUUCCAAAAAGCUGGAUACUCAAAAGGAGAUGCAGUGGCGUUGAUGAUGCCAAAUAGACCAGAAUUUAUUGCCACGUGGUUGGGCUUGGGAAAAAUUGGUGUUAUCACAGCCUUAAUUAAUACUAAUUUGCGUCUAAAUUCAUUAGUUCAUUGUUUGAAUGUUGCAAAAGUAAAAGGCAUUAUUUUCACUAAAGAAUUAACUUCUGCUAUUGAGGAAAUUUGGGAAACGAUAGGGGAAUUGGAAAAAUUCACACAGGGCUGUGGAGAUAAUGUAUGUGAAAAUGGUGCGAAAAAUUUGGAUCAAUUCUUAGCAGAAGCUGGUACAGGACAACCAAUUGUUAAUAAAGAACCUGGUUACAGGGACAAAUUACUCUAUAUUUACACAAGUGGCACUACUGGAUUACCUAAAGCAGCUCUAAUACCAAAUUCAAGAUAUCUAUUGGUAACAAUGGCUACGUAUCAUAUGUUGGGUUUAAGAUCGGACAGUGAUAUUAUGUACAAUUCUAUUCCAUUGUAUCAUAUGGCAGGUGGACUUGUUGGAACUGGUUGUGCAUUAGUUAAAGGAAUACCAAGUGUAUUGAGAACAAAAUUCUCUGUGUCUGCAUAUUGGACCGAUUGUAUUAAAUAUAAUUGCACGCUUGCUCAAUAUCUGGGUGAAAUAUGCAGAUAUUUACUUUCUGCACCACCACGACCUGAAGAUACUGCUCAUCCAGUUAGAUUAAUGGUUGGCAAUGGAAUGAGACCUCAACUUUGGCAAGAUUUUGUAAAUCGUUUCAAAAUUGAACAAAUAACUGAGGUUUAUGGUUCCAGUGAAGGAAAUGCUAAUAUCGUAAAUGUAGAUAAUCAAGUUGGAGCAGUUGGAUUUGUACCUAGUAUUUUGCCUAAGAGCCUACAUCCAGUAGCACUUAUUAAAAUAAAUCCAGACACUUGUGAACCGAUUCGAGGUUCAAAUGGCCUGUGCAUUCGAACAGAAAUUAAUGAACCCGGAAUGUUUAUAGGACUAAUAAAACAGGGCAAUGCAUCUAGGGAAUUCAAUGGUUAUUUAGAUGAAGAAGCGUCCAAGAAGAAAAUAAUUGAAAACGUCUUUGUCAAGGGAGAUAAAGCCUUCCUUACUGGUGAUAUACUGGUACAAGAUGAAUUUGGCUACUUUUACUUCAAAGAUAGAACAGGUGAUACAUUUAAAUGGAAAGGAGAAAAUGUUGCAACAGCGGAAGUUGAAGGUGUUGUGAGCAAUGUAGCUGGACACCGAGAGUCAACAGUUUAUGGUGUCCAGGUACCAGGAAUUGAAGGUCGAGCUGGCAUGGCAGCAAUCGUUGAUCCUGAUUGUUUAUUAGAUUUCAAAGCCCUUGCUGAAGGUCUUGAUAAAGCCCUACCGUCCUAUGCAAGGCCAAUUUUCUUAAGAAUUGUCAAAGAACUCGAAAUGACCAGCACAUUUAAAUUAAAGAAAAUAACUCUUCAAAAAGAAGGUUUUGAUCCUAACAAAAUUCAGGACAAAGUUUAUUUCCGAGAUGGGAAUAAGGAAUAUGUCGAGGUAACACCUGAACUCUAUGAAAAAAUUAUAUCGGGAGGUGCAAAAUUGUAAAAAACAAAAAUUUAAGACUCGAAGACAAUUCCUUCUUCUAUAAUAUAUUAAAUAAGGAAAAAAAAAUACGGCUGUCAUCACAGCAAUUAAUAAUAAUCGCUGAGUGAUAUUUUAUUCAAAAUCAACAUUUUUUCAUAUUGAGUAAUAUUAUACGUUUGGGUCCUCAAAUGACCACAGCAUUGUUAUAUAUAUAGAAAAGAAAAAAAAAGGUAAACAAAUUAUAGGAUUUUUGGAUAUAAUAUAUCCAAUUUUUUUUUAUAUACCUAUAAAUGUAAGACUAUCGUCUCUUGUGCAAUGAGUCUUUGUAAAGUACUUUUAUAAGCGAGCAUUUAGGAAUAGAUUAUUAUUAUUAUUAUUAUUAUUAUUAAUGAAUAAUCGAUGCAGAGAAACUUGUAUGCAAUUUUAGAAAUUUCUAAGCACAAUGCUUCUUUACACGUAUUUCGAGAAAUGUAUAUUCUUGAAAUCUAGAACAAAAUUGUCAAUUGACUUUUGACGUUUUUCUAGAAUUCAUAAUAAUAUUAUUAAUCUCAUAAAUUUGUGAUGUAAGGUAAUUCAUCUGCAAUCUUAAAAUUAAGAAUACUUUAAAGUGAAAAUUUUUUCAAAAAUCUAAUAGCUUUUUAAUUAUAUAUUUAUUUAGAAACCGAUAUAAAAGAAAACUUUUGCAUUUUGUAAUUUUCAAGAAGUUUUUCAAAAGAAAAAAAUUUAUUUUUUAAUUGUUUAUAAAUAAUUAAUUAAAAAUGAGAUAUUAAUUAAAAAAUCUGUAGAUAAAUCUUUAUAUUAAAGCUUCGUUAUAAAAUUUUUUGCAGGUGAAAUGCCUUAAACUAUUUUGCUAUUUUAUGAAAAUUAAUUAAAUUUUUAAAUGUUAAAUAUUUUUAAAAAGCAAUUCUCAUAUCGAUUUCUUAUUUAAAACUAGAAAUUUUAUUGCCAAUUUAUUAAUUAGAAAAUAGUUUUAUUAAUUUUUCUUAAAUUAAAAAUUGCCAAAAAUAUUAAUCUUACGUACGCUUAAAAUUAUGAAAAAACCUAUUAUGGAAUUACAAAAUUUUUAAGUUGAAAAUGUUAAUUUUUCAUGUAAUGAAAAAGUUGAAAAUUUAUUUGGAAAAUAAAAUUCCUGUAGGCAUUAUAUUUUAAACAAAAAAACCUACGAAGCUAGUUGUAAAAAAAAGUCUGGGAAACUUUUAACACUUUUUUGUGAUAUUUUUCAAUGUAUAAGAAAUUGCAUUUACUAAAAAUACACUUAUUGAUUCUAAAUUAUCUAUAUAAAAAACAAAAUUCUUUUCAAAAGCCAAAUUUAAUAAAGUACUUAUAAAGCGAAUUAGAUUUAAAAAGAAAAUUGUUCUGAAUUAGAAUGAAAGAUCUGUAAUCAAUUCGUCCGAGAAUAUUUCUAGAAUUGUCAAAAUAAAAAUAACUUAUUUAUCUAAAACGAAGCUCAAGAUAUAUUUUUUGUCCUUAUUUGUUCUGAUAAUUCGGCCUUUAGUAUCGAAAAAAUAUAUAUUCUUGGAUUUUCCUUUUUUUAAAUUUUGAGAAGUCUUUUGUUAACUAAUUUCUAGAAUAAUUUAUUUGUGAGCACAAGAGAUGAAACCCCUAUUUAAAACUACAAUGCUCCGUGUAAAUUAAAAAUUAAAAAAAAGAAACAAAACAAAUUUGAAAUUAUAUCAUUAAAUUAAAAGAAAAAAAUUUUAACAACUUGAAAGUAAGAAAUUAAAAGUUUCUAACUUUAUUCGAAAACCUAAAAAAAUUGAACUUCUCAAAAUAAUUUAUUUAAACAAUAGAUAAAAGACGAAAAACUGUUUAAAUACGUUAGUUUCUUGAAACUCCUAUAUAGUUGCAAAAAUGAGAAAAACAUGACUCGAACAUUUUGUUAUUACGACUUAAAUAAAAUGCUCAGCAAAGACUAAAUAAUCAAAUUAUAUAAAUUUAUAUUAGUACAUGGUGCUGUUAUUAAAUUUUAAAUAAAGACACUUGCUGCUGAGAAGUCGACUUCCAUCAAAACUUAAAUUGUCAAUAAUGGAAAAAAUAACAAUAUCGUGUCGUGUGCCUUGCUAAGAAUAGCUAAAAAUUUAAAAUAAUUUGUCGAAAAAAAAUGCGUGCAAACGUAAAAUAUCGUCCUAAACAUUUUUAAAUAAAUAAAUGAAAAAAAAAGUAAUAAUAAUAAUGAACGAAAGAAAAGCUUAUUGGGCGAGCAAGUAUACUCAUGAGAUAAAUGUGAAAUUGAAUCGUGUAUGUACCGUAUGAAUGUUUUGUUGAUCAUUUCGUUGGAUGUAAAUAAGACAGUUUGAUCACUCAAUAAAUGGUAUUGAUUUCAAGAAA
Messenger RNA from Leptopilina boulardi, 4554 nucleotides. RefSeq names its product long-chain fatty acid transport protein 4-like. Bases 298 to 2247 code for a protein of 649 amino acids. Lineage: Eukaryota; Metazoa; Arthropoda; Insecta; Hymenoptera; Figitidae. The record is from RefSeq and is a predicted model, not a curated record. Gene Ontology annotation, molecular function: long-chain fatty acid transmembrane transporter activity; long-chain fatty acid-CoA ligase activity. The transcript has 11 exons. Gene Ontology annotation, cellular component: endoplasmic reticulum. Gene Ontology annotation, biological process: triglyceride homeostasis.